This is a messenger RNA of Grus americana (Whooping crane), 3783 nucleotides long. RefSeq names its product SID1 transmembrane family member 2 (gene SIDT2). NCBI's taxonomy places the organism in Eukaryota, Metazoa, Chordata, Aves, Gruiformes, Gruidae. Gene Ontology annotation, cellular component: membrane. The coding region runs from base 426 to 3125 and encodes 899 amino acids. The transcript has 27 exons. The record is from RefSeq and is a predicted model, not a curated record.
GUGACGUCACCGCCGGCCCGUGUUUACAGCUGCCUGCGGAACGGGGAGAUACAAACUACCGGCACCGGGCACCGGCAGCACCGCCGGGAUCCAGCACCGGGCAGCGGCAGCAGAACCGGACACCGCCUGCGGACACCGGCACCGCCACCGGGACCCGGCUCCUCCGCCCGCGCCGCCCCCGGGGCUCUCCCGGCAGCGCCCGCCCGGAUCGGCACCAGGGUCAGCGCCGGUCCGGGGGACCCGCACCGGCCCCGGCCCCGGCAGCGGGGCUCGCCAUGGGGCUGCGUGCCGGGGCGCGCCCCGGCUGACCCUUCCCGUCCCGUCCCGUCCCGUCCCGUCCCGUCCCGCCCCGGCGGACCUUGGCCGGCCGGAGAGCGGAGCGGCUCGGAGCGGCGCGGCGCGGCGCGGCCGGGGAUGCUGGCGGGAUGCCGGGCACCGGGGCGGCCGUGCUGGCCUGGGCGCUGCUGGCCUGGGCGCUGCUGGCCCUGCCGCCCGCCCUGCCCCAGCCCCGCGGCCGCCGGCGGGUGGAGGAGAAGGAGGCCCGCUUCAACACCACCUACGCCGACUGGGUGGACGCCGACCUGCUCAACAUCUACGCCUUCAACCACAGCGUCCGCAGGAACAGGACGGAGGGGGUGCGGGUGUCGGUGAACGUCCUCUCCGACCACAAGGACUUGCCCGUCCUCUUCGUAGUGAGGCAGAAGGAGGCGGUGGUCUCCUUCCAGGUGCCGCUCAUCCUCCGGGGCCUGUACCAGCGGAAGUACGCGUACCAGGAGGUGAGCCGCACGCUCUGCCAGCCCCAGACCAAGGCGGAGGUAGAGACCCAGCACUUCUACGUGGACGUCUCCACGCUGUCCCUCAACGCCUCCUACCAGCUGCGGGUCACCCACGUGGAGAACUUCGUGCUGCGGACCAACGAAAGGUUCGGCUUCAAUGCCACGGCAGCCCAGCCGCAGUAUUUCAAGUAUGAGUUCCCCGAGGGAGUGGACUCGGUGAUCGUGAAGGUGACCUCGGCCAUGGCCUUCCCCUGCUCCGUCAUCUCCAUCCAGGACAUCCUGUGCCCUGUCUAUGACUUGGACAACAACGUGGCCUUCAUCGGGAUGUACCAGACCAUGACAAAGAAGGCGGCCAUCACAGUGCAGAAGAAGGAUUUCCCCAGCAACAGCUUCUAUGUGGUGGUGGUGGUGAAGACGGAGGACGAGGCGUGCGGGGGGGCUCUGCCCUACUACCCCCUCUCCAAAAAUGCCUCCCCAGAUGAACCCGUGGAUCAGCACAACCGGCAGAAGAUGCUGGAGGUGACGGUGUCGCCCGCCAUAACCUCGGAAGCCUAUGUGAGCAGCGUGCUCUUCUGCCUGGGCAUCUUCCUCUCCUUCUACGUCCUCACGCUGCUCAUCGCCUGCUGGGAGAACUGCCGGCAGCAGAAGAGGAAGGGGCUCCUGGCAGCCAUGGACUCGCCCAGCCUGGACACAGCAUCUCUACUGGGGCACACCCGCAGCAUCCCGGACUCCUUCCUGGGCCAUCAUCCCUACGACAGCUAUGGUUACGGCUCCUUUGGUGAGUGCUGUGCACCCUCCCCUCCCCUCGCCUCCCUGCCCGUCAGCAGGCAGCCAUGCCCACCCGGUCUGGCCAUCCUCAUCCUUGCAGGGAACGGUUCCUCUGGCAGCGCUGAGGGCGUCACGGACAGCAUGGGCUCCACGGAGGUCCCCUACGGCUACGCGGGCCAGGAGCAGUUCAAGCGGCGCACGUCCUCCACCCCGAUGAGGCCGCUGAGCAUUGCCAUGGGGGAGCGGUCGCUAGAGAACGUGGCCAGCCGGCCGCGCCUGGACUCGCUCAGCUCCGUUGAGGAGGACGACUACGACACGCUGGCCGACAUCGACUACGACAAGAACGUCAUCCGCACCAAGAAAUACCUCUGCGUGGCCGACCUGGCCCGCAAGGACAAGCGGGUGCUGCGGAAGAAGUACCAGAUCUACUUCUGGAACAUUGCCACCAUCGCUGUCUUCUACGCCCUCCCUGUCAUCCAGCUCGUCAUUACCUACCAGACGGUGGUGAAUGUCACCGGCAACCAGGACAUCUGCUACUACAACUUUCUGUGUGCCCACCCGUUGGGGAACCUCAGCGCCUUCAACAACAUCCUCAGCAACCUGGGCUACGUGCUGCUGGGCUUGCUCUUCCUGCUCAUCAUCCUGCAGCGAGAGAUCAACUACAACCGGGCGCUCAUGCGCAAUGACGCCCACGCCCUGGAGUGCGGCAUCCCCAAGCACUUCGGGCUUUUCUAUGCCAUGGGCACCGCCCUCAUGAUGGAGGGGCUGCUCAGCGCCUGCUACCACGUCUGCCCCAACUACACCAACUUCCAGUUCGACACCUCCUUCAUGUACAUGAUCGCGGGGCUCUGCAUGCUGAAGCUCUACCAGAAGCGCCACCCGGACAUCAAUGCCAGCGCCUACAGUGCCUACGCCUGCCUGGCCCUCGUCAUCUUCUUCUCCGUCGUCGGUGUGGUCUUCGGGAAGGGGAACACGGCCUUCUGGAUCGUCUUCUCCGUCAUCCACAUCGUGGCCACGCUGCUGCUGAGCACCCAGCUCUACUACAUGGGGCGCUGGAAGCUGGACUCGGGCAUCCUGCGCAGGAUCCUGCACGUGCUGUACACGGACUGCGUCCGGCAGUGCAGCGGGCCCAUGUACGUGGAUCGAAUGGUGCUCUUGGUCAUGGGAAACAUCAUCAACUGGUCGCUCGCUGCCUACGGCCUCAUUGUCCGCCCCAAUGACUUUGCUUCCUACCUGCUGGCCAUCGGCAUCUGCAACCUCCUCCUCUACUUUGCCUUCUACAUCAUCAUGAAGCUCCGCAGCGGCGAGCGCAUCAAGCUCAUCCCCUUGCUCUGCAUCAUCGGCACCUCGGUGGUCUGGGGCUUUGCCCUCUUCUUCUUCUUCCAGGGGCUCAGCACCUGGCAGAAAACGCCGGCCGAGUCCCGGGAGCACAACCGCGACUGCAUCCUGCUCGACUUCUUUGACGAUCACGACAUCUGGCACUUCCUCUCCUCCAUCGCCAUGUUCGGCUCCUUCCUGGUGCUGCUGACGCUGGACGAUGACCUGGACUGUGUCCAGCGGGACAAGAUCUACGUCUUCUAGGGGCCGCCAGCCGCCCACUGCCCUGGGAUCGUGCCAAACGCCCGGCCACAGCCCCCCGGGAGUGGGGACCUGUCAGGGUCACGCGUGCCCCUGGGGAGGGAUGCCCAUGCUGCGGGUCCCGCCAGCCGCUCCGUCCCCCUCCCCGCACAGCCUGGGGGUCUCGGUGCGCCUCCUCCCUGCCGGCCGGGUCCCUCCCUGCCGCUACGUGCCCGUCGUAGCCAAAAAUGGGGCUGGGGGGCCUCCGGGGCACCCGUCCUCGGUGGCAAGCGACACUGGAAAAUGUGCUGCUGCUGCUGCUGCUCCGCGUCUGUGCACCCGCGGUGUGAGGGGCCGGGGCGAGCGUCGUGCCAACGGCCCCGUGGCCCCCCGAGCACACGGGUGUGGGUCUCUCUUCAGUGCCUGAGUCGUACGGGUGGGCGGUGGGGUGUGUGCGUCCACGGUGGCGGCGGCGUGGCAGGAGGCCCCACUCGCGUUUCCUUCAGCGUGCCAGGGGGGUGCCGGCCGCUGCGUGGUCCCCCCCCCCCGUCGUCGCUCCCCACCAGGGGUCUCCGUGUGUUCUCCGCGCGUGGGUCUGCUGGGAAGGGACUCGCAUUAAAGUGUCUGCACUUUGCCCGCGCCUGCCGCCUCCUGCCUGGGCAGCGGGAGCCCCCGGGGGUCC